UCCAGCCUCAGACACUGGACACUGUCUGUGUGACCCUGGGUAAGUCACUUAACCCCAUUGCCUAGCCAAAACCAAAAGAUUAGCAGCAGAGCUGAGUCUAGUACUUGGGUACUGAGCCCAGGGAUUCCCUUAAUGAGUAUGGUAUAGGCAGAACAAGGAAUGAAUGAAGAAGCAUUUGUUAAGUAUUUACUAUGCGUUAAGUGCUGGAAAGACAGUGAAGAAAUGACAGUUCUUGCUCUCAAGUUUACAUUCUAAUGGUUGGUAAGGUAUAGGAAGUUUCAACUGCCAGUCAGAUGGAAAGGCCCAUCUUACAUUACCUGUAGCACAGCACAAUAGUAUAACGUCCUGUCCUCUUGCUGGGAGUGUGAAUAUACCUGGAAGUUCAAAAGAAAUAUGACCUUAAAGUGUAACCAGAUCAGGGAAGAGGAAGGCAGGGGCCAAGUAUAACUCACGGACAGGAUUGGCCUUGGGGAAAGUCAUUGAAGAUCCAGGAGAAGAGCCGGGUGAUGGCAGACAGCCUGUCUUAUUCCUGUAAAGGGAGCAGUGUCUAAGGAUGAGGACCAGGGCAGUGAGUUAGAUUACUGGGGAAUCAGAAAUUAGCUCCCCAUUCAGAUCUCAAAGAUGAGGUCAGAGUCCAGCUCUUAUGUAGUCAUAAAUUGAGUUUCAAGGUGCAAGACCCAGAGAUGAGGGAACCUGGGAGUGGGAGCCCAGUGGGGACAGCCAGAGUCCAAGAGGCAGAGAGACAGUGAUUCUGCUCAUGGACUGCCUGGUGGCAAGCUCCUUGCGGGUAGCAGUGGAAAAGGCAGAGGCUAGGGAGUGCCUGAAGAGGAAGGUAGGUGAGGCAAACCUAAUGACUUCAUCCUGAUGUUAGGCUCUUUCCCCCUACUCUGUAGCUGACUUGACCCCAUCUUCCCCCCUGGACUCCUGACUGUCUAGGAGGAGAGACUGCCCACUCUCCACUUGUCUUCCCAGGGGGAAUAUGACAUGACUGGGGCCCGAGUGGCCCUGACCCUUUGUGCCUUGGGAGGGCAAACUGGAGAGGAUAAGGCAGUUGCUGCUCUGGAGGUUAUGUACCAAGCACUGGGUUUUAAGAACUGCCUUAGAAGAGUGGCCAAGGCGCAGUCUUUCCAGAAAGAACUGGCUGAUUUCCGCGAGCUUCUGGAUGCCCACGGGAGCCCCAUCAGCUGCGCUUUGGUCGUCCUCUUAGCUCACAGUGAAUGUCGAGGGUCGCUUCUGGGGCCAGAUGGGAGGGAGGUGCAAGAGAAGGAGCUGGUUGAAGAACUGAGCCACUGCCAAGCGUUGUGGGGCAAAGCCAAGGUGUUUCUGUUGCUGGGUAGCCACAACACAGAUUUGGAAUCCAAUGCUUUUCUUCCCAUUCUGACAGACCACUGCAGGCACUUUCCCCACUGGCACCUGCUGGAGGUGCUCACCCAGGUCAUUGGCGAAGUAACUCAAGAGAUGCCUACUACCACAGGGCACAGGUGCCCCAUCUUCCAGAGCUCCCUUCGGGGUGCACUGUACUUUGGGAGAACAAGGUCACAGGACCUGGAGCUCAGCCCCAUCCCUCAAGGGGUAUAUGACAUGUCUGGGGAAAAGGUGGCCCUUGUCUUAUGUGUCACCCAGGACCGCCUCGGGGCUGAGCAGGACCUUAAAGGCCUGAAGAGGUUGUUCCAGACUCUGGGCUUUAAGAGCAUUCUGAAGAUGGACCCUACUGCCCAGGAUUUCCGAAAGGAAUUGGCUCAGUUCCGGGAACAUCUGGAUGCUUGUAGGACCACUGUGAGCUGUGCCCUGAUAGCCCUCAUGGCCCAUGGGGAACCUCAGGGACGGCUUCUAGGGGCUGAUGGACAGAUAGUGGAAGUGGAAGAGAUGGUGAGAGAGCUGAGUGCUUGUCAGGUCCUGCAGGGUAAGGCCAAAAUUUUUCUGCUGCAGGGGUGCCGUGGAGAUAACAGAGACCCAGGCGUGAGACCUAGAGCUUGGCCCUGGCUAGGACGUUGGCUACAACACUGGCUGCAGAGGCCUUCAACUAUCCCCUCUCAUGCAGACAUCCUUCGGGUUUAUGCUAACAUGCAAGAUGUCUCCUCCAGGGAGGACUUUCCUAGGAAUACAGACCAAGUGGAUAUCUUGAGAGUUUAUUCAGCUGCAGAAGGCUAUGUGGCAUACCGGGAUGAGAAUGGCUCAGACUUUAUCCAGACUCUUGUAGAAGUUAUCACAGCUGACCCUCACCAGGAUCUUUUGGAGCUUCUGACGGAAGUAAACAGGCAGCUGUGCGAGAUGGAUGUGCUUGGUCCAGACUGUGAUGAAAUACGAAAGAUGAACUUGGAGAUCAGGAGCUCCUUGAGAAAACGAUUAUAUCUGAAGGUCUGAGAGCCGGAAAGCAAGGCAGUGAAUCUGGACCUUCAAGGGCCCUAUCCCUCAAUCUUUCACAACUUUUUUUGUCUUUCUUUCCCCAGUGCCUGGCACAUAAUAGGUACUUAAUAAAUUCCUUUUUCCC
Molecule: messenger RNA, 2491 nt
Organism: Phascolarctos cinereus (koala)
Lineage: Eukaryota; Metazoa; Chordata; Mammalia; Diprotodontia; Phascolarctidae
Product: caspase-14-like
Biological process (GO): proteolysis
Molecular function (GO): cysteine-type endopeptidase activity
Source: RefSeq, a predicted model, not a curated record